GGCACACGUGAUGCGGCAGCUGCAUACAGUCGAGAUACAGUGAAGCUUGCUGGCUCAAUUGAAUUGAAACGACUGAGGUGUGACCCCAAUGAGCUGAGCAAAAGGGUCCACUUGUCAAUGUUGUUAGCAAAUUCGUUGAGCUUUCUGAAGGAGAAAAGCCUAACCUGCAGUGUUGGAAUUCCAGACUUUGGCGUCAAAGGAGCAUUUCUCUAACCAUGGAUGAUGAAAGUAGAAGGAUAUUGCGGGUAAAGGAUGCCAUCAAAGCCAUCCAGGAUUUCCCCAAGCCAGGAAUUUUAUUCAGGGACAUCUUUCCAUUGUUUAAGGAUCCUGUAGUGGUGUCCGAUACAAUCUCCUUGUUGGUUGAACAUGUGCGGGAUAAGGUUGGCUCUGUAGAUGUCAUUGUAGGUCUGGAGUCCCGUGGCUUCCUGUUUGGACCUAUGAUGGCCGUCCAGCUAGGCUGCUCAUUUGUACCAAUAAGGAAGAAAGGCAAACUACCUGGCAAGUGUAUACAAACCACCUACUCCCUUGAAUAUGGCACGGAUGUCAUUGAAGCCCAGGCAGAUGCCAUUCAGCCUGGUCAGAAGGUGGUUAUAAUGGAUGAUCUCUUGGCCACAGGAGGAACUAUGAGUGCAGCUGCAGAUCUUGUCAGCAAAAUGGAGGGCAACAUUGUGGAAUGUUUAGUCCUGAUUGAACUUGUUGACUUGAAAGGGAUCGGCAAAGUCAAACAUCCCUUCUUCAGCAUUUUGCAGUUCUGACUGGGAUUUACAUUCCAAAUCUGACCCAAUCAGACAAAAACGAGUCCGAAAUCACCAGAUCUGAUCAACUUUGGAUCUGCAGCUCUCUUUACAAGAAU
Molecule: messenger RNA, 853 nt
Organism: Acanthaster planci (crown-of-thorns starfish)
Lineage: Eukaryota; Metazoa; Echinodermata; Asteroidea; Valvatida; Acanthasteridae
Gene: aprt
Product: adenine phosphoribosyltransferase
Biological process (GO): adenine salvage; AMP salvage
Cellular component (GO): cytoplasm
Molecular function (GO): adenine phosphoribosyltransferase activity; adenine binding; AMP binding
Source: RefSeq, a predicted model, not a curated record